ACAGUGGAAGCAGCCGGAACAUUGUGUCGCCCCUUUCCCCUCCACAAGCGGCACUUUCUCCGGUAAGCAUUUCUAAAGGUCUUAUAUAAUAGGGCUUUCCAGUAACUUUCUUUUGCGGUCUUUUUCUGCAGGUAUGCAACAACCUUUGUUACUACCUUUUAUUUUGUUUUUGUACCGGGGAUUUCUUGUUAUUCCUUAGUUUUUUUUUGUAGAAAUGGAACAAUGGUUCCACAAUUGGAAGCAAACAGCAGCCAGCCCCAUUGGGCUGCAUCGGCGAUGGCGUGAUGCACCCAGUUCCGAUGGAGCAUGAGUCGCAUCGUAAUUGUUGAAUGUAAAACAUAUGGAUUGAUGGAUAUUCCAGCCACUAUGGAAGCAAGGCCAAUUAAGCUGAAAUGUUCCGGAUGGUUGUAUUGGUUUUAAGUGUUGAAUCUUAUGAACGACAACCAAUUACUUGACCACAGUUUUUAGUUAGGAGAUAUAUCUUUUAUGAUGGUUUUAACCACAUAACACAAAAAAAAGCAACCAUCAAGUCAUAGAGGUGGCCGGUUGAUUUUAGUUUCCAAAUCCUGAAGGUUAUUUUUUUUUUUAAGAAAAUACUUAUGUUUUCGUAUUUUCACUUAAUUUCAUCAGAAUUCCAUGAAAACUUUCUUGGGCUCUUAAGUGGUUUGGGAUAAACUGCAUUAGGUGAUUGUACGUACCAUUUUUUAACCAUAAAAGGGUUGGGAGGGCCUACCCUGCCGCAGAAAGUUUCCGGCCAAAACAAUGAUUGGACAUACCAGGUCCGAUCCAUCUGAUGAGGAUGGACAUUGAAACUGGUUGAUGGUUCGGUAUAUGUCACCAUAUUCAUCCUUUCCCUCGAGCUUGGCCUUAAAUGGCUGCCUUUAGUACUACACAGAGAACUCGCCCUGGUGUUGCCUGUCUCUUUAAGUCGGUCAUAGGCACAAUUGGACCAGCUUUUCUUUCUCCAAACUCCAAACUCAAUGGUUUCAACCGCCGCUGUAUUAUCAAUACCGCUGCUUAUACGAGUGUACUGGUCCUCACCAAUACGGGACAAAUUUUUAGUCUUUUACCUUGUUCUUUUUUAAAUAAGUUUAAAUUUUCAUUAAAAUUUAUAGAAUUCAACCCUAAGGUGUCAAUUCAUGAUGAUCGGAAUCAGCAUCCCUGUAUAUCUACCAAAAAUUAAAAUAAAUUUUGACCUGGGAGUAAAAACUCAAAGUCACAUAUCGGCUGGCCAUCCCCAUAAAUUUCCUUUUAUUUUCAUAUGGGUGCCUUCAACUAUUUUUUUCUUUAUAUAUAUUGGUGUGUCUUAAGUUAUUAAAUAUUUUUGACGUAGUGCCUCUCAUCCGCCUAAAAUUUCUGCCUCCACCAUUGCUCAAAACCAAGUUACAAGCAAUAGCUAAACCUGAAUAGCUAGAAUUUUACAAAAAAAUUGAUUUUUGGAACUCUUUUUUUAUCCUAUGUCAUCCAAAUGGUGCCUUAGCUUUUCUCACUGUCAGUUACAUUCUUUAUAAAUAAAAUAGUGCUGACAUGACUUUUUCAUCACAAGGAAGCAGUCUGAGUUUUACUCAUUGUUCUAACAAUUCUCUCCUGCGCCUUUUCCCACAGCAUAUGUUGAUUGUAACCUUUCGUUAUGUGCUUUAGGUAUGCUGCCUCUGCUAUGGCGACUUGGGUCACUGACAUACAAAGAGAAUAUGAAUCUUAUGAUCCUUCUGAAUAUGAGUUGAAGUUGGGAAAAAAGUGCAUCUACAAAUGGCCUAGCGACCUUGCCAGGACAUCAAGCAUGUCCAUGCACCGCACUCCUCAUAUGGCAUCCCUUGGUCCGUACCACCAUGGGGAGGAGCACCUGCAGCCCAUGGAGCAUCACAAAAAGAGAGCUCUCUACAGGAUCCUCAAGAGGCGCAGAGUGCCACUAACUAGGUUCGCUGACUCCUUAGAAGGCAUAGAGCAAGAACUUAGGGAUAGGUACGACAAUCUUGAUCCAGAGUUGCCAUCAGAUUCAUUUUUAAGGAUGAUGCUGAUUGAUGGGUGCUUCAUAAUUGAACUCCUACGUAGUAGGAGCACGGCAAAUCUUGAUAGACACUGCUCUCAAGGGAUCAUGAAGAACUUUCUUGGCAGUGACGAGGAUGCUGCCAAUGUCUUCAACAAGUUGGGCGAUGACAUUAUGAACUGCCUCGAUGAUGAACUCGAUAAGCAAUUGCAGUCUUAUGUUGCCUCAGAUUGGAAUGCGGCGAGAGCAUAUUUGAAGCGAAACUACUUCCACAACCCGUGGUCCAUUCUGUCUCUACUUGCUGCCAUUAUUUUACUGGUUUUAACAUUUAUUCAGACCGUAUUUUCUGUGUUAGCCGUGCAAAACGACAAGUGAUACCCAUAGCCUUGCACGGGAAUUGCUAAAGAGGAAAGUGAAGAUGUUAAAUUUCAUGUAUGUUGUGUAUCAUGGUUCCUUUGUUGAACAUCAGUGUUCUAAAUAAUUGAAGUUUGAUCGUUGCUUAA
Nymphaea colorata (pocket water lily) is the source of this 2490-nucleotide messenger RNA. RefSeq lists its product as uncharacterized. The record is from RefSeq and is a predicted model, not a curated record. Bases 1631 to 2362 code for a protein of 243 amino acids. NCBI's taxonomy places the organism in Eukaryota, Viridiplantae, Streptophyta, Magnoliopsida, Nymphaeales, Nymphaeaceae. The transcript has 2 exons.